Porites evermanni is the source of this 1729-nucleotide messenger RNA. NCBI's taxonomy places the organism in Eukaryota, Metazoa, Cnidaria, Anthozoa, Scleractinia, Poritidae. The record is from the annotation of a GenBank genome assembly.
CUUCAGGCUAUUGGCUCAAGAAAUCUUUUGAAGUCAAUUGCAAAGCAAAGAGAAGCACAACAGCAACAGCUUAGAGCACUGAUUGCUGAAAAGAAAACACAGCUUGAACGGUAAGAAUGACUGUACCACUUGUUGACUCAGUCUAACAUAUUGUGCAUCUGUAUCCAGUGGUCCAAAUGCCCCUUGUGAUGGUGUUUACUUCGGACACGCAGAUCUUACCACUAAGCCUCCAUUUGAAAUACCUAAUGGCUAUUCUUACGUAUACCCACUUGUAUUUCCUAUUUAUAUGGGAUUCUGACUAAAUUGAUUAGGGUUAGGCAAUGACAAUACUGAUUAGGGUUGAGUAACAAAAAUAAUGAUUAGGGCUAAGCACUGACUCGAAACGGUUAGCUUCUAUUUACGGUCAUGGUUGUUGCUAUACAAAUUAAAACCAAACACAUUUCAGCAAUGAAUACUCCGUAGUAUAGUGGUUAAGACUAUGAACUAUGGAUUCUAUGCCCCAGGAUCGAUUCUCAAUCUAACCACACUGAAUUUGUUUUUCCUGUAAAAUUUGCCACCCAAUUUUUUUUCCUUAAAAAUUGAAGAGUGGUUGAAGAGACUCACACUUUCGUGGAAAUUUGUUGACCAGAAAUUUCAAGAGACUUAGAAAUUUCAUAUAAAUUUCAAGAAGAGACUUAAUCCUGUAUGAAUAGCAAAUACACGUCAGUGUACGGGUCCUGUACCAAUAGCCACUGUGUUUGAAUUAGUAUUGUGAAGUUGCAAAAUUUUACAUAAAUGAAUUCCCAAGGCAGUGCAGUUGAAAAGAAUACCAUUGCACAAAGAGUGCAAAUGUUAAGAAUUUUACUCUGCAAAGGAGGCUUGGUGGUGAAAUUGCUCGUCUGACAUAAUCACACAUAAAGGCCAUUGUGAUCGUUUUGGUUGCGAUGAUUGCAGUACAAGUUGCCAAUUUGGUGAACAGCUGUGUUCGACGGUCAUGUGCCACACUGUACUGUCUUAUUAGUUAGUCUUCAAGUCCAAGAGAGAUCCAUGGAUUUAUAUUUGCAUGAAAUAUUAUUUAUGCUCUGUUUUCUUUAUCAUUUUGACUCUUUCACCCUAGGCUGUCUUGGUAUUAAACCUUGAGAUGUUACAUGCACUUCCAAAUUCUAUUGCAAUAGUUGGGCAGCUUCAGCUUAUCAUGUGAUGUUGCACAAAGUGUCCUUUCUGGCAACGAGUCAAUUUUGUGCCUGGUGACCAUUGUAUGAUUUUAGGUCGCCAAAAGCACAACUCUGAAAUAAUUGAAAAUGAAAUUGAAAAUGUUGAGCUUGGAGCUCUGUUACUACUGUGCUUUGUAAUCAACAUGAACUUUUGUAAGUUGAUUGAUUGUGUGAUCUUCUCUCAUACGUUUGUCAGAUUUGCCUUCUAUUGCUUGAUUCUAGGGGUAAAUUCAGUAAAACUAUUAUAAGUGCAAUAAGUGUAGCUAUUGUUUUAGAGUUUGAAAGUGACAGCUACACUUGAAGUUUGUAGUGCAUGUGACAGCAAAAAAUAUCAACCACACUGUUUUCUUAAUGUCACACAUUAUAAAUACAUCACGUACAUAUUUUUGCAUAUAUUUUAGAGCUAUGUUCAGAUCAUAAGCAGCGUUUUGUUAUCUUUUCGUUUUAUUAUUAGAUUCCGAGUGCAACAUGAAGCUUUACAAAAGGUUGAAAGUGAACAGAAUGAAUUUAUAGAGCAGUUUAUUCUGCAGAAGUGA